Magnusiomyces paraingens is the source of this 651-nucleotide messenger RNA. RefSeq lists its product as uncharacterized. NCBI's taxonomy places the organism in Eukaryota, Fungi, Ascomycota, Dipodascomycetes, Dipodascales, Dipodascaceae. Gene Ontology annotation, cellular component: COPI vesicle coat. Gene Ontology annotation, biological process: retrograde vesicle-mediated transport, Golgi to endoplasmic reticulum; intracellular protein transport; intra-Golgi vesicle-mediated transport. The record is from RefSeq and is a predicted model, not a curated record. The transcript has a single exon. Bases 1 to 651 code for a protein of 216 amino acids.
AUGUUUGAAAUGUCGCUAUACGCCGUCAAGGCAUUUCUGAUUCUGGACAAUGAGGGCAAGCGCGUGUUUGCCAAGUAUUACCGAGCCCCACACGAUUCUAGUGCCAUUGCGCCGGUUGGCAAGACAGCUGCAGCCUCGGAACCCAAGAGCGAGACUGGUCCACACCAUCAAACAACCACUGAUCUUGCUCAGGUUGUGAAGGAGCAGCGAACGUUUGAGCAAGGAUUAUUUAAGAAGACUUAUAAGCAGGGUGCUGAUGUUGUACUGUAUGAGGAUUGUGUGGUUGCAUACAAACAAGUUGCUGAUGUGACAUUGUAUGUUGUUGGGAAUGGUGUUGAUGAGAAUGAAGUUUUGUUGUAUCAGGCACUGGCUGGAAUUCAUGAUGCACUUGCACACUUGGUUCGGGUGGCAGUUGAUAAGCGAGCGUUAUUGGAGAAUUAUGAUUUGUUGUCACUUGUUGUGGAUGAAGCUAUUGACUCUGGGGUUGUGUUGGAGGUUAAUCCUGCAGUUUUGGAAUCGCGGGUAUCUAGGGCUCCUACAGCUGAGGCAACAAGUUUGUCUAACAUUGAGUUAUCUGAACAGGGACUUUUGAGUGCAUAUCAGUUUGCACGUGGCAAGUUAUCUGAGCGGUUACGAGCGCAGUUUCAGUAG